Hemicordylus capensis (graceful crag lizard) is the source of this 2631-nucleotide messenger RNA. It is a transcript of the gene PLIN1, whose product is annotated as perilipin 1. Gene Ontology annotation, cellular component: lipid droplet. Lineage: Eukaryota; Metazoa; Chordata; Lepidosauria; Squamata; Cordylidae. The coding region runs from base 99 to 1676 and encodes 525 amino acids. The transcript is spliced from 8 exons. Gene Ontology annotation, biological process: lipid metabolic process. The record is from RefSeq and is a predicted model, not a curated record.
CCCCUGACUAGUAGCAGCAGAAAACGUACUGGCAGCCUCUUUAUCUUCUACGCUUGGGUUCAUUCUCUCUGCUUUAGUUCACAGGUUGGUGUUUAACAAUGGCAGCCAAAGGCAAGAAAGCCACCCAGAAUGGAAACCCCAAGGGCUUCUCAGACUUCUCCUCCGGCCUCCUUCCAAAGCAGGAGGAGGAGAAUGCCUUCCUGCGGAUCUUGCACCUGCCCAUGGUGACGUCAGCCUGCCAGAGCCUCCAGAAGACGUAUGCCACGGCCAAGGAGGCCCAUCCUAUGAUGGCGUCGCUCUGCGAGGCCUACGGAAGAGGCAUUCAGUGUGCCAGCGCCCUUGCUGUGUGGAGCGUGAAGCCUGUGGUUCAGAAGCUAGAACCUCAGGUCACAGCGGCCAACGUUCUGGCCUGCCGAGGUCUAGAUCACUUGGAGCAAAAGAUUCCUGCCCUUCACGAGCCAGUGGGAAAAGUUACAUCUGAUCUGAAGGACUCCCUCUCCACUCACUUUCAAACUGCUGUGUGCUCCGUAGCAGAAACCUUGGACCGGGUCUUGGGACUGGCUGCCAAAAGUUACGACCGAUCCGAGAGCACCGUGAGAGACGCAGCGGAGUACACCAGGCACAGCCGAGUGAGCCAGUGGGCUGAAGCUGGGAUGGAUGCAGCGAUCGGCCUGCUAGAGACCCUCCUGGACUUCCUCCUUCCAAAAGCUAAGCGCCAAUCAGCUCAUGACCCACCAGGGGCUUGUGUAUCAAAUGAAACGACUCCCACCAGCACCAUUGGCAGGAUAAGGGCCUUAGCUGGUACCAUCUCUCAGCGUGCCUACAGACAGACUGCCCAAGCCGUCCAGCAUACAAGAGACAAGGGGAAGGAACUGGCUACGUGGAUCUCAGGCCCGAGUGGUGUAGCUGGGCAAAGCACAACCGAGGCUCAUCAGGUCCUCCCGGGUGCUGAGAAUUCAUCAACCAGAGGGCUCCGCAGAGGCUCGAGAAAGGCACCAGAGAAAGUGGAGGAACCAAAGCAAGAAGAUGACAAGAGAAAUAAGACAACCAAAGGCACAGAGACACAGAGUCUAGUGGGCAGCCUAACUGAGACUCUGCAAGCAGCCUCUUUCUCUACCAUCGCCAGACUGAAGAACGCCCCCUUUGCUGCCUGGAACACGGCUGGCCAGCUUCUCCAGGUCUCCCCACACAAGACAAUCUCUGAGGCAAGCGCAAAAGAGGCAACAUUGCCGGGUACCUUGCAAAGUGCCACCAGCAGCCUGCUGGGGAUGAUCUCCCAUUAUGUACCACUUCCACGGCUCCUGGUGAAAGAAAAGGAACCAAGUGAUACCAUGGACCAUGCAGAGUCACAGCAACAGCUGGAAGACGGGCAGAGUCAGGAAGAGGAGGCCUCCAAUCUGUUGCGAGGAGGAGACCGGCGCUCCAGCCGAGGCCACCACCCUUUCUUCUUCCUCCAGCUGGAUGAGCCUCUCCUUCCACAGCAAGCCCUCUCCCGACGCCGGAGUCCGGCUUUCGAAGCCGAGUACGCCGGAUCCCGCAAAUCUGCCUUCUCCCCUUACAAGGAGGUGGUCAGCAGCAGGCGGCGGAGCGAAGGGUUCUACCGGCCCGGCCCGGAGCCUAUAUACACCAGAGCUCUCUACCCAAGCCUCCAUGGUGCCACCUUCAAGAAAGACUGAACGAGUGGCGGUCUGGAUUCUCGGCUUAGCACCUCCCACCCAAGCAGGUCACUUCUACUGCCUUGCUGCCAUGCCCCUUGCAAAGGACAUCAUGCCGAGAGCCAGGGCAGAGAGCUUCAGCCCUAGUAAUCCGCCGCCUGAAGCAACUGCCCCACCUUGCCUCAUGAAAGGGACCGCCCUUGCACCCAACCUGUAUGAGAACAGAUACACUCCUGUGUGAGCCCGCUAGUCUCAUGGUCAGGAUUGCUUCCUAUCAGCUUCCGACAACUUCCACCUGCCUCCAGAGCUGCCUUGCCCUGCCACAGGGGCCGAUUCCCCUCCCUCCCUGGCCAGCUGGCCAACCAAUCCUGCUGCCGCCCGCCCCGGCCCUGCUCCUCUCCACGGCCGCACACCACCUUGCCCAUCCCCAGCGGCAUGCGGUGCUCCUGCAGUCCACUGCUGCUUCCCAGCUGCUCGGGGUUCCGACAGUCCCAAGGUGGGUGGAGAUGAAGGUGUGGGCACGCUCGUCAUUCCCAGCUGCCUUUGGGUCAGAGUCGCCUGCCGCGCGGGUGCUAGGAGCCUGCUUCCACCGUCGCUGGGGCUGCGGAGGCCACCUCUGCUGUGCCUCCGCCAUUGCCGCCACCGGGGGAGUCUGCCGGUGGGGUAGGGAGCCCACUGCCACCGCCACAGAAGGGCUGCCCAUGAGAACAUGGACUGCCUGUGCCCUCCCUAUGCCACUGGGUAGAGCCACUGCCUGCUGUAAUAGCCUCUGUGAUAGUCACCCUUGCACAGCCUUCUAAAGCAGGGUGUGCUACAGUAGCAGUUGGUAUGGGCAGAUUCGGCGGGGGGCAGUAAACGAGCCUCUGAGGAGCCUCAUUCUCACUCCUCCGGCCCUGUCCCCUCUGUUGCCUUCGCUCUCCCUCGCCAUGCCUGGACAUGGCAUCAACCUGUUGCACACGGGCUGGUCGUUUGCUGG